CCUCCUCCUCGUGCACACGUUAAACCGGCUCCAGUGUCAUUAGUGUGAAAACACUCCCGUCGGGAUUUCGACACCGCUUUUCUUUUUUUCUUCUUCUUCUCCUCCCGGAUCAGCCAGUCGCGUGCAUGCGUUUUUCGUCGCGGCUCCGCCCGGUGCGCGGUGCCGACUGACUGCACACAUCUGAAGAGUUUUAUUGGAUUGACCGACAGCGGCGCGAGAGGACUAGUGUCGCCCCACGCAGGACAAAGAACACGGGGAGGGAAAUAAAGGAGAGAAACAAAGCCCCAAAGGAAGGAAUGAAAAUGGAUAACCGGCUCGUCACACUGGUCUUCGGCGUGUUAAUGCUCGGUAAGAAACAUUUCUGAGAUAAUUAACUCAAGAUACGUGUCGGCAUUCUCCGGCGAGGAGAACCAAGCACCAACCCCCCUUUUAGAAAAUGGUCAAUUUAAGGUUUACUUCUCUGUCGGCACACGCGCGUAAUCUUUAAAAAGAUACUUUGAGGUAUGUUUAUCUCCUUCGACGUCCAUUAAUAAAUUCGGCGUGUGUCAUAUCCGUAAAGCGGCACUUUAAUUUGAAUAAAAUGUCAUUCUUGUGGACCGGUUCCGGCUGCCAGCCGCUGUUCGCUCACUCCGUAUUUUAAGUGGAAGAAGUUCGCGGCUGCAACACGCAAACGUUUUUUUUUUUAAAGUUCACAUUUAAGUGAAUAAUACGCGUUGCUCGCUGUGUGUGACCAAGCCGAAUUGGAGAUUGAAUUCUAGAUAUUGACAUAAAUUAAUAACCGACGUUGUUAGAGGCGUCACGCUGGUGAUGUCAGGCAAACACGUUUAAUUGACGUGUUCCUGAACGGGGUUUGGCUCGGUAGUGUCUCCCUGAGGGGGCUCCUGGAUUACACCUCAUCACUGGGUUGAAACUGAUAUAUAUAUAUAUGUACAAUUUGAAUACAGCUGAUGUUUUGAAUUCAUCUCGAUACGUGACACAUUAUUUACCGAUACGGUAAAAAUUAAUAGGCUACCUCCCUUUUCCUAUUUUACCCGAAUGGGAAACAGCCGGUGUGUGACGCCUCUGUGUGUGGGAGAGCACUCACAGUGGGAAAUAAUGCUUAAAGACACACUAUUAAGGAGAGGAAAUAGUCCCGAGAUGUUUCCUGCCAUCAGUCUCAGUCCUGCUCAGCCUCUCAUUACUCAACUGUACAUCCAUUUAUUCUCCAACAUUGGGUGACCAGCUCUGGCAAGGUCCCAUUAGUCACCAUUAGCCAUGUUUGGGAUUUCAAACUGUGUGCCGGCCAUCACGAUUAGCUUUUCUAGUAUUUGUCUUGUAUUCAUACCAGAGUGAAACCAGGCUGACUAAUUAUCUGACUGGUUUGAAGCACAGUGCCAGGGCUGCUUAGUCAUGAGGCUGGUUUCCACCACAGGGACAAACCAGGGCUUGGCCAAACCUGUGUGUGUGAGAGAGGGUGAGAGAGGGUGAGAGAGAGUGAGAGAGGGUGAGGGGCCGCGGCUUAAAUUAGUGCAGUGUAAGAUGAUCACAUGUCGCCAGCACUCUUGUGGUGUGUGUUUCUGUACUGUACGUGUGUGUGUGUGUUGGUGUGUGUGUCAUGACGCUGCAGAUGGUAAAGUCGCCAUAGUGCACAAAUUACUUCCCUUAAUAUGAACUCCGUUCACUGCAUGUAUUGCUGCCCUGAUUUAUGACCUCAGGCACCGGCUGCCAUCGUUUGUGAUGUGGACAUAUGGACAUUGGUGGAUCGCCUGUCAGCGGACAGCGAUGUGAGCCGGUACAGUUUUGGGGUUUGAGACGGAUGAUGGGAAAAUACCAGCGCACUUACGAUUAAGCUUUACAUUUUAGGGAUUUAUUAUGCAGUCUGCUUCUAUCGUGCCCAAAUCAUACAUUUGACGAUUUUGCCAGUUAUGUAAUAGAAACAUGUUAUGGCUGUCGGGCUAAGAGAGCAUAGUGCUGUACAAAUAAAGGGAAGUUAGUUGAGGAGAGCAGUGUGUUUUUGUAAAUUGAGGCAGAAAUGGAAAUAUGGGUAAUUUAUUCGAGAUCAUGUAGCAAAAGCUGAAAAGUUCCUAAAGUUAAUCUUUAAAAGACACAACCUAGAGCUAGACACAAGCACCAAGGCUGACUGAUUGGUCAAGAUGUCUGUAAGUCAAGCCACGCGAGCUGUUUCCCCCUGUUUCCAGUCUUUAUGCUAAGCUAAGUGCCCCCUGGCUGUAGCUUCAUAUUUACUGGUGUCGAUCUUCUCAUCAGUAACACAAAACCUAAUGACAGUGCGCUCCACACGUGCCCUUCCAUGCCACGGUGACGUAAAAAUCCUGCACUGCAAUUUUUUUCUCUGAAACUCCAGAUUCUUGACUUUAUUAUCAAACUUUACGAGUGUCUUCAGGCUCCGCUGGCUCUGCAGUAUUCUUUCCAGGAGAGAUGGGCAGGCUGGAAAGUGAGUUAGAAAACCCCAAGUCUCAGCACCCGGCCAAGAAAAAAGCUCUUUUUUAAAUCUAUUUUUAGUGAUGUACCGCCCUAUCACCCCCACACACAGAGGUAUCGUGUAUAUGUUUGUCUUUUUGUGAUGAGAAGCGGCAGGUUUGUCUUAAUGCAGACUGUAUUUGGGCUGCUGCACCUCCCCAUGUUGGCUUUUCUUGACUAUUCACAAUUGGCUUGAUGUGCAGCAACAACCCCGGCGGUGGAAUCCUUGCUGUCGUACUUGUCUGACGUCAUGUCGCCGGCGAGUGUUGCAUGAUUCAUGGUGGUUGUUUUCUUUGCCGCUACAAUAACCAAGAUGUGGAUCACAGAAACCGAAACACACAGUCGUUGUUUUCUUCUUCUGUGUAUUUCAUCGUGACUUGUUACUAACGAAAGUAGGGGAAAAAAGGCCGAAAAACGCUCACUCCGCAGGCUCUCGCACCAUAACACAGACCGACUGCCAACAACUCAAGUAUUGAUGGACUCAAGUAUUGAUGGACCAUACAAGCAAAGGACUUGUUUAUGAGGCACUUUAUUUCUUUUUUUUUUAUAACUAGGGCUGAUCCAGUUUCAUAUUUUUAAAGGAAUACAUUUGCGUUCUGCAGUGAUUAACACUUUCCUAUAAGAGACAAGAAAAUUAGAAUAAUCCUUGUGGCGUUAUUGCAUGCAGCAUCUGCGCGUGACGCUGAUCUGAGUGCAGACGGCGGGAUGGGAGAAGUGUGUGUGUGUGUGUGUGUUUGGGGGGCUGCAGCCAGAUUCCACCAACCAGGAAGCAGAGUGUCAGACUGCUGUGUUGCGACAUGCUUCGCUCAGCUGAAAUGUCGAGAGUUUAACUUUUUUUAAUGGCAGAGAAGGAAGUUAAAGCAGCUGGCUUGAUCCAAUGUCGCCAAACGACCCACAUUCUCCGACAAACACGACUGACUCGUCUCAACGGUUUCCAGCUUUUAGGAAAUCUGUCGGCGUAACCGGCGGUCGGCGUUCUCGUCAAACAACACGACAGUGUGCGGAAAUACAUUAGAUAUUUGCAAAGUCAUCAUCAGCACCGUUCAGCUCCAGACACGUUUCAACAUGCCCUGUGAGAGUGCUGCCGGCUGUUUGGCAUGUGAGAUUAGUAAUCUGUGUGAGUUUUGGUCAGAAUUUUUUGCCGGUGAGGAUUUUGGUUUUACUUGGAGCUGCUGAUCAAUUAGUUAGUCACUAACUGCCAAAUAUUUAGAUAAUCAAUGAAUCUGUUCUCAGAUUCCAGCUUCUAAAAUGUGAAUAAUGGACGGACUAAUCGUCAAUGUGGGUCCUUGGCCCGGGUGGUGAAGGUGUCCCCCGGUCCGUUGGUCCGGGUGGAGGGUCAGCCGGUCUCCAUCCGAUGUGACGUCAGUGAAUACAGCGGACCUCGUGAGCAGGAUUUCGAGUGGAUGAUGACCAGGGCGGCGGACGACAAGCAAUUAAAGAUAAUCUCCACCUUCGACGCCAGCUACUCCCACAAGUCGCUCAGCAAGCGCGUGGCGUCCGGCGACAUCGAUGUGGCGCGCAUCGAGGACAACGAGGUGGAGCUGAAGAUAGCGGAGGUGAGGCCGCUGGACGCCGGUUUCUACUUGUGCCAAACGCCGAGCACCGACUCCGUCAUCAGUGGCAACUACGAGGCCCGCGUCCAACUCACUGUCAUCCCCAACACCCUCAGGGUCUCCCCCGUGGCCCCGCCCCCAGUGGUCCCAGAAGGAAGUGAACUCACGCUCUCCUGCAACGUCACCCGGGAGCUCACCCACCCCACCUACCUGUCCGUCACCUGGUCGGUGAAGAGGGGCGCGACGUCGGAGGACAUUUUGGUAUUUGGGCCCCAGAGAGACGUGGUGACGGGGGCGAAGUACGCCCGGCGCUACGCCGACGGAGGCAUCCGAUUGGUCCCCGGGAGGAAUGGACAGUUUGAGUUGGUGAUUUCCAAAGUGACGACCUCCGAUGAAGGGAUCUAUGAGUGCAACGGGUCUGAAUGGACCCACGAGAACGGGGGGAAAUGGAUCAAGAUCGUGGAGAGCAAGAGAGAGAUGGGAACGGUUGCCGUGACGCCCACAGGUCAGUCCCUCAGCGUGACGGCUUCAUCCUCCUCGCCUCCGCUCCUCUCCCCCGGCGAGACGCUGACCCUCCUCUGCUCCGUUGCGGCCGACAACAUGGCCGUCCUCGCCAUGGAGGUGGCCUGGCUGGCCGGCGACCGCGACAUCGUCGCCAUGGACCGCAGCGGCGUGGUGAUCUCCAACACGUCCUCGAGCGGGGCGCCGGGGAAGAGGGCCGCGGCGAGCCUGGAGCGGACGGCAGCCGGAGAAUACAGGCUGGCGCUGCGGGGGGUGACCGGCGAGGACGCGGGGCCGUACGCCUGCCGCGUCCGAGCCUUCAUCGAGAAAGGAGGAAGGAGCUCGGGAGGCGGAGCUCGGUGGCACAUGGCGGCGGAGAAAACAUCCGCCUCUGUGACGGUGAAGGUGGCGCAGACCAAACCGAGCUUCACGGUGACCCUGGAAGCCGCCCUCAACCCCCAAGCUACUGCUGAACCCACAGAGCUGGCGUGUCACGUGACCAACAUUACCCAUCUACCCCUCAGGGGUCGUCUGGGCGUCACCUGGGAGCACACCACGCUUCCUGGCAUCGGGAAUGAUCCUCAGACCUCGAAUCCCAUCGGCUCCCUGGACGGUCAUGGCAACCUGUUGCCGGGAGCGAUGUAUUCUGACCGGCUGAAGACCGGCGUGAUAACUCUGACCAGAGUCCAGCCGCACACGUUCAAACUACGGUUCCUCCGCACUCAGGAGAUCGACAUGGGCCAGUACCUGUGCAGCGUGUCAUCGUGGAGCGUCACCGGCCAGGGAGACAUGGUGAACACCGCCGUGCACCAGAGCUCGCAGCUGGCUGUGCGAUGGGAUACCAAACAUCCCACUUUGAACAUCGUGGCCAAACGCGUCCGUGAAGCCUCAGUGGGCGGGGCUACCUUUGAGAUGAGCUGCACCGUGGUCACCGAGAACCUCGGGGAGGCGGGCUACUCUGUGCUCGUCCAGUCACAGGACAGCCUGGAGGGCAACGUGAGAACCAUCAUGACCCUCAGCCCUGACAACGUCGUGCAGCACGGCGGAGCCACAGACCCCAACAGGAGAGACGGCCUGGUUCUGACGAAGUCUGGCCCGGCAGAGUUUCGGUUUCGCCUGGCGGGCGUCCAGCUGUCCGACAGAGGUUUCUACUGGUGUGACAUCACCGCGUGGACCAAACAGCAGGCGGGGCAAGCGUGGACCAGAGCCACCAGCGCAGAGUCGAACAAGGUCAAGAUCGACUUUCAGGAAAAUGGCCCGUCCUUCGCCGUCGACCUCCUAUCGGACACCUCCAUCGUGUAUCCGUGGGAGACGGCCAAGAUGGAGUGUUCGCUCAGCGUCUCUGGAUCCUCCCCAAAGACUCGUGCUCUCGCAGACGACCUGGCGUACGAGGUGCGUUGGUUUUUCACCCGGCUGCGCGGCGGCUUGACGACGACCCAGGUGGCCAGCGUGGACCGCUUCGGCGUCGUGAGGAAAGACACCCGGAACUCGUCCAGCGACGUCUCGGUGGAGCGCAAAGACACGCACACCUACGUGUUGAACGUCCACGGCACCCAGGACAGCGACAGCGGGGAGUAUCACUGCGCCGCCACACCCUGGUACCUGUCGGCCUCCACAGGCGUGUGGACUCAAGCCGGAGAGCUGACGUCAUCUCGAAUCUUCCUUACGGUCCGCUUCGCUGUGUGGGAGUCCCUAAAGCUGCCCCUCUUAUAUGGAGUCGUAGCCUCAAUAGGUGUGGGCCUCUUCUCUCUGGUCCUGGGGCUGGUCUGCGCCCAUUGCUGCUGCCGCAACACCAUUCACACCCCACGCUCGCGCAACAAGCUGAUGGAGCUGGAGAUGGACUGACAGACGGCUCCCCCCGCACCCGCACACUGCAGCAGCGCUCACAGGAAACCCCAGGCCCACAACAGACACACGCCCACAGACGACUUCUGGGACACCCAGUUGUUUCCGCGCGACGGACGUUGGCAGUAAAAAAAGAAAACAACUAAACGCCACAUCGCGUCGGAAACGGCAGCCUGACUCGUCAAUUCACGGUUUCCUCAGCGCUGCAGUGGCGGAGCGGGGGACUUUUACUAGGACUUCAAUUUCUAUGAAGAUUGAAAUAAUAACGAAGAACGUAGAACUACAAGAAUUUUUUUUUUUUUUGGAGGAACAGGAGGCUUCCUGGACAUCACUGCCACUUUGGAAUAAAGGACCACGAAACAGAUGUGCUGCCUCUGUAACCACGAGGGAGAACACGCGGAGCGCUCCCUCCCGCUGGACUACUUCUUGUUUUCUUCCGAUGCCGAGGCCCCCCCCCCUGCAGAGAACAACCACAUUAAGGGCACACCAGAGGACCCCGUGGAGUUUUCUAUUGUUCAGGAAGCACGGGAAAAAAGGCACGGGGUUGGUUGAGGGCGGGCGAGUUGGGAGAGGCGUGCACCUGCAGCUCGCCGUGUCCCGGUUAGAUCUCACCGCUCAAGUCGUUUCGUAUUUGCCGAGACCGGCGCCUCACGCCGCCCGAGCCUUAUCUCCGUCAUACGGGGCCGCGGAAGUCCGAGGAAAACGAAACGGUAUUUCACGACCACCCCACAGUAUUCCUUCCUUAACUAAAGGACGAGAUUUAUUCUCGACUCUAUUUUAUUUUGUUUGUGAGAUUUUAAAAUGAGACAUUUUGAUGCUUCACGAGGAGAUAUGCAGUGCGUGUGAGAUGUACGUGGUGCCGAGGUCGGUGACGGCGAGCACUCGUCUUUUCUAGAUAUUCGGAACUGUAUCCUGCUGUUAUUUGACCGGUGUCGUGUGUGUCGGUGUGAGUGCUGUGCUACAGUGUGUGAGACAAAGAGUUGCAUGUACUGUUCUUUGAGCAACACUAGCCUUUUUACCCGAGUCGGGGUUUUUUAUGACGUUAAAGCCUCCCACAUGCACAUUUUUAAACACUUUUUUAAACGUUUUGGAAAACCGGUUCAUCUCCAUCCAUCCCAAGUCUGUGCAUUUGGUGGUUAGCCUAGCUUAGCAUAAACACGGAAUAUAGCGGAUGAAACUAUUUUAAUACAUUUUACCUUUUCGCUCUGCUUCCAGUCUUUAUGCUAAGCUAACCAUGACUAAACACACGGACAUGAGAACGAUCUUAUUUAACUCUUUAAAAAAAAAAUAUAUAUAUUAUAUAUAUAGGCCCAUUUCCCAAAACGUUUAACCAUUUUUUUUUUACACAUCCCAUGACUUUAAGGGACGUUUUUGGUAAAUCCUCUUGAUACUUUAGGUUCAGCUGGACCGAUGAGCAGAACGGAGUACAUUGUGAAAGUUCUUGUACUCCGUCGAAGACAGAAACAUCAGCAGCCGACUCCUGAAAGAAGCUGUUCCCGACAUGUUGCGGCUGACCUCGUUUGGUUUUAUUCCAGUAAACGUCUGAGUCGUCGUGUCACGUAGACGUCUGUGUGAACGCAGCCGUCGCUGUCCGAGCCCAGCGGGAUCCAAACGGACCUGUUGGUAAGGCUGCGUUUCCUCCUCCUCCUGACUGGGCACGGGCCGGCCUUUCAGUUUGCUGGGGUUUUUUCAAACUUUUUUUUAAUUAUUUACUAUCAGAAGUCAGAACUCUAUGACCAAUAUCGGGCUGUCGUCGGGUCACAGCGCCUGUCAGGCUGAACUCGGGGCAUAGAGCGGGUGUUUUCUGACUCGGCUUUCAGCACAAAACCGCCACGACUUGAACUUUAUUAUCCAAUCAGAACACGAGGCCCGAGUCCAUGAAGACCUGUGACUGGCGUUCAUGGAACAGUGAUGCUCCUCUUCCGCCAGGGACGCCGAGCCGUUGAGAUGGAAACCCCACGUCUACAAGGAUUGUUGUGUUUUGCCUUGGUUGAUGGUGCCGGUUGCUUCUGAAACUUCCAGUGUGUGUGUGACAGAGCAGUAUUCAUCAUUGACACAGGUUCACAGUACUGGAGCACACAGGUGAAUGACAGGGCUCCGUGCCAAAUGCUCUCAACAGUAAACCGCACGCCACUGACAAGCGUUCUCCAGUGAACCUUUUUAUUUUGUCAUGUUAUCGCAACCAGUAUGACGAAUCCUGAUGAUGAUGUUGUUGUUUUUUAAUAAAUAGAUUUGUAAGAUGUA
This is a messenger RNA of Pseudoliparis swirei, 8600 nucleotides long. It is a transcript of the gene ptgfrnb, whose product is annotated as prostaglandin F2 receptor inhibitor b. The record is from RefSeq and is a predicted model, not a curated record. The coding region runs from base 3861 to 6356 and encodes 831 amino acids. Lineage: Eukaryota; Metazoa; Chordata; Actinopteri; Perciformes; Liparidae. The transcript has 15 exons.